CUGUGACCUCCUCCUCUCUCCCCUCUUCUGCCACGCCGCUUUCCCCCUCUACCCCACCAAGCUUUUCAUCACCCAUUAGCUUCACAACUCUUCUUUCUUGCCAUCAUUUUCUUCCUUUCCUCUCCUCCUUCUACAUUUUCUCUUACUCCAACCUCUCAACUCCUCAGUUCCUUUUUUUCUCUACACAAUGUCGUCCGGACAGACUUUUACCCUGAACAACGGUGUCAAGAUCCCAGGUGUGGGGUUCGGUACCUUUGCCGAUGAGGGGGCCAAAGGCGAAACCUACAAGGCCGUGACAAAGGCUCUCCAGGUUGGAUACAGACACUUGGACUGUGCUUGGUUCUAUCUCAACGAGGACGAGGUUGGUGAUGCUGUUCGCGACUUUCUCAACGAGACUCCCUCUGUCAAGCGUGAGGACAUCUUCAUCACUACCAAGGUCUGGAACCACCUCCAUCGCCCCGAAGAUAUCGCCUGGUCCAUUCAGAACUCUUUGGACAAGCUCAAGACCACCUACAUUGAUCUCUUCCUCAUCCAUUGGCCCAUUGCUGCGGAGAAGGAUGGCCAGGAUGGACCCAAGAUUGGCCCUGACGGCAAGUACGUGAUUCUCAAGGACCUGACCGAAAACCCUCAACCCACUUGGGAAGCCAUGGAGAAGGCCUACGCAGAAGGCAAGACACGCGCCAUUGGUGUCUCCAACUGGACAGUCGAAGGCCUGGAGAAGCUGCUCAAGUUCGCUAAGGUCAAGCCUCAGGUGAACCAGGUCGAAAUCCACCCCUUCCUGCCCAACACCGAGCUUGUUGACUACUGCUUCAAGAACGAUAUCCUGCCCGAGGCCUACUCCCCUCUGGGCUCGCAGAACCAGGUUCCAACCACUGGCGAGAGGGUCAGCGAGAACGCCACCCUCAAGGCUAUUGCAGAGAAGGGCGGAAACACAUUGGCACAGGUGCUCAUUGCCUGGGGCCUGCGUCGCGGCUACGUGGUGCUCCCCAAGAGCUCCAACCCUGCUCGUAUCGAGUCCAACUUCAAGAGCAUCAGCCUGACUGAUGCCGACUUUGCCGCUGUCAACAAGGUCGCUGAAGGUCGCCACUUCCGUUUCGUCAACAUGAAGGAUACCUUUGGUUACGACGUGUGGCCGGAGGAGUCUGCAAAGCAGAUGUCCGUUUAAAACAAAAUUUUAAUGCCAUUUUUUACCUUUAUUAUUCUUUUUCUUAUAUUUUCUUUACCUUUUAUUUUCUUUUUUAUUUUCUUUCUUUUUUUUUUUUUUUUUUUUUUUUUUUUUU
Aspergillus ochraceoroseus IBT 24754 is the source of this 1280-nucleotide messenger RNA. It is a transcript of the gene gldB, whose product is annotated as putative glycerol dehydrogenase (GldB). The transcript has 2 exons. The record is from RefSeq and is a predicted model, not a curated record. NCBI's taxonomy places the organism in Eukaryota, Fungi, Ascomycota, Eurotiomycetes, Eurotiales, Aspergillaceae. Gene Ontology annotation, cellular component: cytosol. Gene Ontology annotation, molecular function: aldose reductase (NADPH) activity. The coding region runs from base 188 to 1165 and encodes 325 amino acids.